AUGGUGUGGCUUUUUUGUUUUCUUUCUUACUCAUACCUGAUACUGUCUCGAGUGUCGCAACAAUUCUCCUCUUCUUCCUCUUUACCAUCAACAAGCUUCCUCUACUAA
Tuber melanosporum (Perigord truffle) is the source of this 108-nucleotide messenger RNA. RefSeq lists its product as uncharacterized. NCBI's taxonomy places the organism in Eukaryota, Fungi, Ascomycota, Pezizomycetes, Pezizales, Tuberaceae. The record is from RefSeq and is a predicted model, not a curated record. The transcript has 3 exons. Bases 1 to 108 code for a protein of 35 amino acids.